GUACAGCAACCGCAGUACGGCAUUGAGUGAGAAGUGAGGAAGGCGUGUAGGCGUGGAGGCACAUGGCUCUGAGAGUGAUUGUGGGGAUACUGUUAGUGGUGUUCGUUACGGAAGAAUUCAGCGCGUUCGUUACCGUUCCCACGAGAAUAACUCACGCAGGAAAACAACACCCUACGACGAACGGGCUGCGCAUGAUGAUGGGCAAGAAGGGAGGGGCUCAAUCCAAGAAGAAGCGAGGGCGAGGCGGGAUCGAAGACGUCGGCGUGGAGAACGAGGCUAUUGGUAUGGAUAAGAAGGGGGGCGCUGCGGCAGAGGAGAGCGAUGGGAUUGUGCCUCGCCUGGUUGUUAUGGACCUUGACUACACGUUGUGGAAGCCGGAGCUGUACCAGAUGAGGGGGGCGCCCUUCACCAAGGAAAAGGACGGCAAGGUAAGGGAUCGCUCGGGCGAGGUGAUCGACCUCUUCCCCGGCGUUCGAGAAGCACUGCUGGAGGUGCACAGGGGGCAUCGCUUCAGGGACACCAAGCUAGCCAUCGCUUCGAGGACAUCGCACGAAAGAUGGGCGCGGCAAGUUAUGGGUCUCAUCGAGCUUGAGCCCGGCCUCCUGAUGCGCAGCGUUUUUUCCUUCACCGAAAUCUACUCGGGCUCUAAGGUUCGGCACUUCGGGGAGAUCCGUCGAAACUCGAAAGUUCCAUACGAGGAAAUGAUUUUCUUCGACGAUUGGGACCAGAACUGCAAGGACGUGGGCAAGCUCGGUGUCACCUGCGUCGAGUGUCGGCGGGGUUUGAUUCGAGAAGUGUGGACCCGGGGACUAGCCAAAUUUGCUGCAGCUAAAGAGAGCCUGAGGUCGUGACAACGGGUGUUCUUUUUCAAUUUUUGCUGAGACGCUUGGUAAUGGCCCGUGGCGGUGGGGUGGGGUAAGACGAGUGACAUAAAAUAGCUCUUGCACCCAUCCCAAUCGAAGGCAGGCGGCGAGGCUGGUCGUUCGUCCAACAUGCUUGGAUACGCAUGUCAGAUAUGUCAGGCGGGGAGAACACCCUAUGCUGUGCACUACUGUUGUUUAGCGAUAUUUUAGUCAUCGGGAUGCUUGCGCCCCGAUCGGGAUCGCGAUAUUUUUUUGUGCGAAUGCACUGCUUUGUGUUGCUACCACGUGUGUUGGUUCACUUCUCUAUGCGACCCACCUACGCUUACUGUGGGUUGGGUCCAUUUGUUUCCAAGAUAUUGCCGACAGCAGCUAAAACGACCUCACGUUCCGAAUGUGCCCAAAGUUUUUUUUUGCUUUUGCAGCCAAAGGGAGAUGAUGCGU
Messenger RNA from Ectocarpus sp. CCAP 1310/34, 1304 nucleotides. The record is from the annotation of a GenBank genome assembly. Lineage: Eukaryota; Phaeophyceae; Ectocarpales; Ectocarpaceae.